UGCCUGACCUGGCUUUCCUUCGUUAAACUUAUCUCCGGCCGCUUUUCGAGUUAUUGAUAUCUAUCACCCCUCUCGCUCGCUUUGUCUGUUACAGUCCGGCUUCAUUCAGGUGUAUGGAUAUUCGAGACAAUGUUCACUCCGAUCGAAACGAGCAUAGGAGCGUUUCUGCUCCAUGAAGCGACGAGCAUUUUGCUGUUUCAGAAUGGAAGUGUUUUAGGAGUUUCCGGGUUCCUGAGGGAACUGUUCAAUGGGCCAUCCCGUGGAACGUUGACAUUCUUUGCGGGAAUGGCUGCGAGUUAUGUGCCGCUGAAGCUGUUUUUGCCUGAACUUAUGGCUACGUUUCCUGAGGCACCGAGCUCUCUGGCGGCAGCUUUGGUGACAGUGGGGAUUGGCGCUCUGGUGGGAUGGGGAACGAAGUUGGCUAACGGAUGCACAAGCGGCCAUAUGCUGUGCGGCAUGUCUCGACUGAGUCCCUACUCCACGGCCGCCGUAGCUACUUUCUUUCCCGCAGCCAUGAUAACACAUCAUCUUGCCCACCCUUCCCUCAAAACAGACGUCUGCAACUCGGCACUCCCCUGCUACACGCCCACAUAUCCGUCCAGGGAAACAACAACUACUCUCAUCCUCCUCGCCACCUUGAUCGCCAUCGCCAGCAGGACUCUUCCCAAGCUCGUCAACAAAGCGACCAGCCACAGCAAAAGCGACCGCGAGUCACCCGCCCGCCGCACGACACAGUUCCUCUCCGGCCUCGAAUUCGGCCUCGGUCUCUACGUAACCGGCAUGGCGUACCCUUCCAAGGUCCUCUCCUUCCUGUCCUUCCCUGAUUUCGAAAACUGGGACCCUUCCAUGGGCCUCGUCAUUCUUUUCGGCAUCAUCCCCAACAUUCUUGAGAUCCAGGCGAGAGGAUUCACAGAGCCCCCUAGUUUCAACGACAAAUUCGAGUUUCCCCGGCGCACGAUUAGCGACAUCGAUUGGAAGUUGAUUCUGGGCUCGGCUGUGUUCGGUAUCGGGUGGGGCUUGUCCGGGGCCUGUCCGGGGCCGUCGGUGUUGAGGAGUAUCUCGCAACCGGUUUGGGGGCUCUUGUGGAUGACGGGGUAUUUCUUGGGCGGAAAGGCUUGUAAUUUUUAGAAGGAUGGAAGCUCGUGAUAUUGCAUCAGCGAGCGUCAUCAUCGGGAGGUCUUCGUGUUGGGGUUAUUCAUCAGAG
Molecule: messenger RNA, 1204 nt
Organism: Westerdykella ornata
Lineage: Eukaryota; Fungi; Ascomycota; Dothideomycetes; Pleosporales; Sporormiaceae
Product: YeeE/YedE family integral membrane protein-like protein
Exons: 2
Coding region: 130-1128 (332 amino acids)
Cellular component (GO): plasma membrane
Source: RefSeq, a predicted model, not a curated record